Gracilinanus agilis (Agile Gracile Mouse Opossum) is the source of this 3726-nucleotide messenger RNA. It is a transcript of the gene MMS22L, whose product is annotated as MMS22 like, DNA repair protein. Gene Ontology annotation, biological process: double-strand break repair via homologous recombination; replication fork processing. Bases 1 to 3726 code for a protein of 1241 amino acids. The record is from RefSeq and is a predicted model, not a curated record. The transcript has 24 exons. Gene Ontology annotation, cellular component: nuclear replication fork. NCBI's taxonomy places the organism in Eukaryota, Metazoa, Chordata, Mammalia, Didelphimorphia, Didelphidae.
AUGGAUGACCACCCCAUAGCCUCUUCAUUCCUUACUGAAAGUUUGGAGCUAGAACUGGAGACGGAAUGGUGUCGACCUCCUUGCUUUUCUUGUGCCUCUGAUGGAAAGAAAAAUUUUUCUCCAGAUUCCUACCUAGCAAGUGGAUCUCUGAAGAGAUUGAUGCUUAGCUUAGAUCCUUUGCCAACCAACUUUGAAGAAGAUAUAGUGGAACUCUUUGGCUUCCAGUGGGUGACUGAAAUUGCUUUAGUGAAUUCUUCUAGAGACCUCUUUUCUUUAUGCAGGCAACAAAUUUACAAGUUGGAAACACUAUUACAGACCUCUGGUGAUUUGGGCCAGGCAUCAGCUUUACACUCUGAAGCAAACAAUAUCAGGCAUCACUGUGUUAUGUUCCUUCAUUAUGUGAAAGUUUUCAUCUUUAGGUAUCUGAGAAUACAUGAGACAGAGAACGAUGUUCCACUUCAUCCAUAUGAGGUUUUGGAGGCCCAGCUUCCCUCAGUAUUGGUCGAAGAACUUCAUGGAUUGAUCCUAUAUACUGGCCGUCUGUCUGAACACCCCAGUGUUACCCCAGGAGCAUUUAUAGUACAAAACCAAAUAAAGCUCUUUCCACCAUCAUGGCAUUUAAUACAUCUUCGUUUGGAUAUCCAUUGGCUAGUGCUAGAAAUUCUUCACAUCCUGGGUGAAAAAGCUUCAAAACAAGUUGUGUAUGGCCAUCAGUUAAUGAACAUGGCUGGUGAGAAUUUGACCAGUGUCAGCCUGUUUAAAGAGCAUUGUGAAAAUCUCCUUUGUGACUUGAUAAGUUUGUCAGUCAGCAGAUAUGCCAAGGUUAGGCCCUCUGAAGCUGUAACAAGUCACCACUGCCCCUGCUUGUGCAUCAAAGAAUUGUGGGUGCUGCUGAUUCAACUACUUGACCAUAGAAGUAAAGGGUGUCACACGGAACCCUUUUGGAGAUGGAUGAAUAAACUACUAAAGGAUCUUUUUAAAAAGCCAAAUGAUACAGAACGGCCUUCCAUUCCUGUUGUCCCCUCCAAGGAUCCAUUGGGUUUUAGUUGGUGGAUUAUUAUUCAUCUAGCAUCAUUUUACCAAUUUGAUCGUAAUGGAGUGCUAGAUGAAAAGAAACAAAUGAAUUCGAAUUGGGAUUUUGUAGAGGAAUUGCUGAAAAAGUCAACAAAUGUUCAGGAUGGCAUAUUAGAAGAACAAGUACGCAUGUAUCUUCACUGUUGCUUGACAUUGUGUGGUUUUUGGAACCCCAACAUUCAGAUUGUUACAAUUCUGUGGGACUACUACAGUAAGAAUCUGAAUAGUUCUUUUACUAUUCCUUGGCUUGGUUUACAAGAAUUUGCAACUAUUUCUAAGUCAACCUUGUCUAUGCUUGAAAUAGUGAAGACCUGUUGUUCUGAUGAACAGAGCCAUGACCUCUAUAAAUCCAACAGUAGUUAUGACAUUUUUCUUUGUGUUCUGGCAAAAGUUAUGAAAAAAGCUAUAGCAACUAAUGAAAUUCAUCCUUGGAACCAAAUCAAAGGAAGAAUAUAUUCCAAAUUCCAUCAAAAAAGAAUGGAGGAGCUAACUGAAGUUGGUCUUCAGAAUUUUUUUAAGCUUUUUCUGGUGUUGGCUGCCGUUGCAAAGUUGGAAGAUGUAGUCAGUCGGGUUCUGGAUCUUUUGGACUUCCUCAGACCUGGGUCUGUCACACCCUCACAGAGGGCACUUGUUUGGAAGGCCCAAAUGGCCUUUCUCUUAAUGUACGUUCAGAGAAACCUGGAUGUUGGUGUUUUGGCCCAGACACUUUCUGGCGCAUUUAGUGAAAAAGCAAAGGAAUUUUUAGUAUCUAAAAAUGAGUUGGGACAGAAACAUACUCUAUGGAUGCUUCUUUCUAUUUACAUGGAUGGUGUUCAAGAAGUGUUUGAAAUGAGUCGGGACUUGAAACUUUCCGAGGAAAUACUGUUGAAUGAUGGAUUCAGCAUGCUUCUUCCUGCUUGUCGAGAAGCUCAGCUUGGGACUGUAUUAAGCUUUCUACAAACUGUUCUGGCCAGAGUCAGGAGUGUGUACCAGCAGUCAUACAAGGAGCUUCCAGGGGAGAAUUCAGGCCUGAGUGUGGCAGCCUCAUCAGUGGCUAAAGAGCACCACCUGGCUGCAAUUGCCCAAGCUCUCUGGAGAAAUUUCUUUCCUUUCCUGAAGAGCCAGAGAAUGUCACAGACGGUGCCUAUCCCUCAGCUUGCAGAUACAGCUGCAGGUUUUACUUGUUUGGCUUUGGACAUGCCCAGAACAGCUCCCUCAGACCUUCAGCCUCAGCCAGUAAUAUCAAUGAUGCAGUUAUUUGGGUGGGAUGAUAUGAUUUGGCCCCAGCUUGUAUCUAGAUAUUUAAGUCAUCUCAUAGAAAACAAGACUCUAUCUGAGACACUUUCCCGUUCAGGCUGUACAUCUUUCCAAGCCCUGACUGUACGUUCAUGGAUCCGCUGUGUCUUGCAAAUGCAUAUGAAAGACCUCUCUGAGCCUAAUGGCAUUUUGGUUGGUAUAGAUGCUGAACAAACUGUUGAAAAAGAGUACAUGGAACAGUUGGCUGAACUGACAAGGUUGCUAUUUCAGCUUCCAGAAGUAAAGAAUAUUCUCUCAAAGGCUCAAGUUGAACAUUUAGCCAUCACACAAGACCCUCCAAAAGCACUUGUCCUAUUCCUUGAGGCUGUUGGCAUAACAUUUAGUAGCUUACAAACACUUUCUGAGAAGUCUGCCAUGGUCACAAAAGCAUUAGAAUACCUUGGAGAGGUAUUAAAAUAUGUUAAGCCUUAUUUGGGAAAAAAAAGUUCCAAUGCAGGCCUACAGCUGACAUACAAGAUAAUGGGGGUCCUUGUAAAGUCAUGGGCGCUGAUUCUUGCCACUUCUAAAGCACAGAAGCUCCUGUUCCGUAUCAUAGACUGCUUGCUUCUGCCACAUGCUGUUCUACAACAAGAGAAAGACCUGCCCACAGCUAUGCUGACUGCUAUUCGGAAGAGCCUUCCUCUCUAUCUUCAGGGCAUGUGUGUUAUCUGUUGUCAUUCUCAAACCCAGAAUGCCUAUCUGAACCAACUACUAGGAAAUAUUGUUGAACAAUAUAUUGGGCGUUUCUUGCCUGCUUCCCCAUCUCUUCAGGUCCUUGGACAACAUCCUGUUCUCUUGGCACUGAACAAAUCAGCCAUCACGCUCAAGACUGCAUCUCUUCAGAAAACUGUUGUGCAAGUUAUAAGGAAAUCCUACAUUCAGUUUAAAGGGACGUCACCACCUCCUCGCUUAGCAUCCAUUCUGGCUUUUAUUCUUGAACUUUUUAAGAAAACCAACAUGGACAUUGAUGAUAUGAAACAGCUCUUACCAAGUAUAUUGAAAUGUUUGCUCUUGGUCAAUGAACCACAGGUUAAAAGGCUAGCCACUGAGAACCUGGACCACAUUGUAAAAGCCUGCCAAGCAGGGUCAGGAGGAGAGCCUGCCACCCAGCUGACUUCUGUGUUUAGGCAGUUUGUCCAAGACUACAGUAUGAUAUAUGAGCAACAAGUUUAUAACAUCUUAGAAAAAGUGGCAGAAUUAGACCAGCAGAUUGUUACCAGUUUGAUUUCCACACUCACUCAGUGCCUGAAGGAUUCUGAACUUAAACAAGGCCUUGGCAGAAAUAUUGCACAAAGGGAAGCCUAUGGUCGACUUUUAUCCCUCCUAGGACAACCAGGUCAAGAGGAGAGACUGAAACUGGAAAAUGAGAACACUUAG